AUGCCCGAUUUCGACGACUCCUUCCUGUUCGAUUGUGCCUCGUUCGAGCGCAAGAAAUGGAAGGCCCACCAUCUGCGCUGUCACCCAACGGGUGUGGUCCUGAAACGGGCCAGUAAUUUAGACCCGGAUCCACUUCUGGACGUUCAGCUCCCGGUUGAGAAGGUCCCCGUGAGUCCCGCAGUGUCGAGGAAGGAUCCCAAGCGCAAGAAGGGUGUGCUGGAGAUAUUGGCCUCACCGGGUGUUGGCCGCCGGAAGCUGUUCGGUGUCAUCACCACCUCGACGUAUGAUGUGCUGCAACGUGGGCAGGCUUCGAGUGACCAACGUGGCUCGGUUGUGUCGUGUGGUGAUCAGUUCCAGUACAAACCGCAGUUGGAGCAGCUCUCGGACGUGCCGUCGGGAUACGAAAGUGGCGGGAACUGUGGCGCGGCAAGUGGCAGCAGCAACAUCGGCACGUCCUCGACACCCGUCUCGAGUGGCCGCAGCUCUACGGCUAGCAGUAACGGUGGUACGGGACCACCGGGUGCAACUUCCGGUACGCCAACCGGUGGUGGGGGUGAGGCCGGCGGCGGGACCGCCGUUACGCCCGGUACACCCGGUUCGUCCGGUCACAAGGGCAGCAUCCGCGGCAACAAGCUGGCACGGCGGGCUCGCUCCUUUAAGGACGACUUUCUCGAGAAGAUCUCACAGAUCCGCACGCCGACCAACACGAUGACGAGGUCCCACUCACCGAACAGCCCGCGGGGCGGCACAGGCGGCGGAGGUGGGUCCGGAAAUUAUGGCAGCCGGAAGAGCACGACGGACGAACCGGCGAAACCGGUGCAGGAUCUCAACUAUCACGUUCGGCAGGUGAAGAACGCGCUGACACACUUCAAGGAUGUGAUUCUGAAGAACAAGCUCGAGAUGCUGCCGGGCAAUGGGACGGUCGUGCUGGAGUCCAUCGCUAACGUGCACACAGCCCUGCAGUCGUACACCCUGAACGAGCACAGUACAGCGUUCAUCAACGCAACCAACCACGUGCACGUGUCGCUCGGUAACCUGCUGAAGCUGUGCGAUGAGGUCCUUCUCACGAAGGACGGCGAGGAUUGCCCGUCGCUGAGUAAAGAAAACGUGAAGGAGGUGGUCGAGCUAGUCGAGAACGCGAUCAACAAUCUCGUUAAUCUCGCUAACGAGAAAAUCUCCGACCGAAAGCUGCUACACGGUGCUAGUGGUGGUGGUGCGGGCUCGGGGGGAUCGGGAUCGGGUGGAGCCGGUUCCGUGGCUUCGUCCGGCACAAGCGGCAACACGCUACAGCGGCCAACGGUGGACGUGGUUAGCCAGCGUACGUCCUUACCGGAUAUUACGUUGACGCCCCGGGAACGUGACAUCCUGGAGCAGACGUCCCUGAUGACGGCUCGCGCGUCCCACAGCACUGAGAGCAUCCUGCGUGAUUCGAGUCCACCACCGCCACCGAAACCCCCACUACCGGAUCGCUCCCAGGAACCACCGCCACCGUUGCCACCCAAGCGCAAAGGCCAGCACGCAAAGAACCAUUCGUUCCACGACACGACGUCUGAUUGCAACUCGACGGAUUCCGCCCUGUUCCAUCUGGGUGGUGGGGGACCGGGAGGAGGUGUCGGUGUCGGUGGUGGCCCGAUCGGGCUUGACCGGAUGUCACUGCGUUCCCGGUCGCCGGAGGACAACUCUAGUCUACUCAGUGCCAGUGCCGGUUCGUUGGACUCGGCUCUGAAUCAUUCGCGCGAGGAGGAAGAACUACGCGCCCUCACGAGCUGUUCAUCGCACGCCAGUGCACCCGCGGCCAGUCUUGGUGGGUUGGUGGUGCUCGGAACAGCUGCCCUCACGCAACCCUGGGAGGAUACCCCGGUGGAGCUGAUCGGGCUGCCGCAGACCAGCAACAGCAGCCUGAAUCGCAACUCGAACGAGUCCGGGUUUGAGUCGAUGUACUCGCUGCGAGUCAACCGGGAUCAGCUGCAGCAGCAGCAGCAGUUUGUACAGUACCAAAGUGCGGGAGCGACUGUCACCACCACGACCCAUCAUCACCAGAAAAGCGCCAGUUCGUCCUCGUCGUCGUCCUCGUACGUGCACAAAUCCGAAUCGAUCGUGGAUGGGUUGACGGCGUUGGUUGUGAACACUGGAAAGGCGUCUGUGCAACAACACCAUCACGCGCUAGUCCUGCAUCACCAGCAGCAGCAACAGCAGCAGCAGCAGCAUUUCCAUAAGAAAAUCGAUACAAUCAUCACGCAAGCGAGCGAUGAAGCGGGUGUUGUCGCACCCUCGAAGGGCACAGAGCAGCAGUUCAUCUGCACCACUACGACCUCGUUGACAUCGACUGUGGCCGCGUCUAGCAGUGGCAGUCUAUCGAAACUGCUCGUACACGGUGCCAGUAUCGACGAACUGGGGAACGAUGAUGUAUUCCCGCGGCCAACCGGUCUUCCGGCGGCUUCCGAUCGUCCACCAGCUUUACCCAUCAAGACGCGCUCACACAGCAUCAAGCGAGAACGUCACCCAUCGCAGUACGACAAUGUCGAUGAGUUGGACCUGGAGCGAAGCUCACAGGAUUCGUUCGGUCACUUCCCGAUGCAGAGUUCGCCCUCGUAUCUGUACGGCCGGCAGCAGAUGUUCCACAACUUACCGAGCAAGCAUAUCAGCCUGAUCGAGCCUCGGCAUAUGAGUCGCUUCCAGGAAGAGCCACCACCGCUGCCCAUCAAGAAGAAACAUAUGUUUCAAAGUGUUGCCUACUCAGUCAUGGCCUACAUGGAGAUCUUCGGGAGCGCCACCCAGAACCAGUCGGAGUUUAUGCGCCACUCGGUGCAUACGUACAACCUGGCACACUCGGAGCAGAUCUCGAGCGGUGGCAGUACGAGCAAUCACAGCAUCUCGCACAGUCAGACGAUGAGCCUGUCACCGUCACGGAUCGUCGCCCCCGGGACAGUGUCCCCACCGGGUUCGCCAAAUGUCAACGUAAAACCGCCGGCUCUGCCACCGAAGCGCCAGCGCAUCAAUAGCAAAACGCCCAGCAUCGCGUCAACGCCACCCGCCAGCCCAAAGAUUUUCCAGGAUCAUCAGCACCACCAUCACCAGCAUCUCUACCAACAGCAGCAGCAGCAACCGCAACAGUCUCCAACAGCAAUCAAUACGUCACCGUCACCAUCAACCACGUCGCUGGUAUCGGCACACUCGGCCGGUGGUAAACCGGGCUGCAAUCAACCGGCCGAAACAAGAUCCCCUAAGGUAUCGCUGGGUGGCCACACGCCAGACUCGGACGUGUCCGAUGGUACCGCUACGAUCGCUUUUUCCUCCGCUACUGUCGCUUCCGGUGGUGAUGGUGCGAUUACGGCCACAUGUGGUAAAACUGGAACUGCCGGCAAACACCCGAACCACGACGAGGACUAUCUCCUCUUGUGCGACGCGACAACACGGGGCCCGCUCGAGCCGGGGGCCGCUAAUCUCUCGACUUCCGCUUCCAACACGAAUCUCGAACCUAGCACUAACCGUAGCGGAGGCGGCGGUGUCGCUGGCAGCAACACUCUAGUCCCCGGCGGCAGCAACCACAGCCACAGCAAUAACAGUAGCGGCAGUAGCAACGUUGAAUCUAGUAGUUAUUUAAACGAUAGCCAUAACAGAGGUACCAGUAGAACUAGUAGCGGCAAACCGCCUGCGAGCCCAUCCGGUGAGGCGGCGUACGAAUCGCCCGCCAACGAGGAACGUGGCAGUAAGGACGACGGGGGCGAGGUUGAGGUGAUACUAAGGCGAAAUAAUAAGAAUGGUAUGACCGUAGUUGAGCAGCAGCAGCAACAGUCGCUAAACCUGAUGGAAGAGCUGGACGUGAGUAGCCAUCUGGUGUUUAAAAAGGAAAAUGAAGAUGGACCCGACGUCAAGGGCGGACAUCCGGACGCGCUCAUUAUCCACGCCACCAGGGUGCAGAAGAACUCCGACGACGAUUGUUUAGAGGAUGCUUACGGCGAGGCAUUCAUCACGACGUUCCGGACGUUCAUCUCACCACUGGAACUGAUCCAAAAGCUAUCCCAUCGCUACACCGUCUAUCACUGUCAGAUGAAUGAUGCCAAACAGAAAGCCGCCAAAGAAUCGUUUUCGCUACUGGUGCGGGUCGUGAACGAUCUCACUACCCCGGACUUAAGCGAGCGCCUACUGGUGAUAUUGAUGAACUUCGAUUAUCAACUUGUAAGCGAUGGUCACCUAACCAUGGCAAAGCUGCUGCGCGUGAAGCUCAUCGAAAAAGCGCUCGUUUUCAAGCAGAAAGCGUCGCUCGCCAUCCAAACGCCCUCGAUGCGGGACGUCGUCACCAACCAACCGACGCUGCUCGACCUCAAAUCGGCCGACAUCGCAGAACAAAUGACCCUGCUCGAUGCGGAGCUGUUCCAAAAGAUCGAGAUACCGGAGGUGCUGAUAUGGGCACAGGAGCAGUGUGAAGAGCGCUCACCGAACCUGACUCGGUUCACCGAGCACUUCAACAAGAUGUCGUACUGGGCUCGGACACAGAUACUUAAGCAGGACGAUGCCAAAGAUAGGGAGAAGCACGUGAUCAAGUUCAUCAAGAUCAUGAAGCACCUGCGCAAAAUCAACAACUAUAACUCGUACUUGGCCCUGCUGUCGGCAUUGGACUCUGCUCCAAUUCGAAGGCUGGAGUGGCACAAGACUAUUACUGAAGGGCUGAAGGAGUAUUGCGCACUAAUUGACUCGAGUUCCAGCUUCCGAGCCUACCGGCAAGCGCUGGCUGAAACGAAUCCGCCUUGCAUUCCUUACAUUGGGCUCGUCCUGCAGGAUCUCACCUUCGUGCAUAUCGGCAACCCCGAUCAGCUGCCGGAUGGUGCCACUAACUUCUCGAAACGCUGGCAGCAAUACCACAUCGUGGUAAACAUGAAGCGAUUCAAGAAAGGAUCGUACCCGUUCAAGAAGAACGAGCGCAUUAUCGGCUUCUUCGAGAACUUCGAAAACCAUCUAGACGAGGACGUGAUGUGGCAGAUCUCGGAAACGAUCAAACCACGCGGCACCCGCAAGACGAACGUCAAUUAGUACAGGCUGAACUGUUUGCGCGGGUCCAGUGAUGACCGGCAGGAGGGCACCCCAAGAACGAAACCCGGUGAAGGUGAGACUGACUGUGGGCGGCAAAUCCACCAUCAGGAACAGCACCAGCAGUUGCAUCCUCAAUAGGAGCCGGGCUUCUUAAUGUAAUGCGAACCACCUUCACCGGGAGACCACGGAAAGGACGAAGGAAGAAUCCUCGAUCCGUAGGGUGCACAAAAUGGCGAGCUGGAGGAUAGGGAACGGGUAAUACCGGUUCCUCGUCCGAUGAAUGGACAAAUGGAUUUCCAAGCAAACUGAACCACGACACGUUGGUGUCGAGUAUAAAUUCCUGCAUUUACGUGCACGUUGAGUAGUCGUGGACGAUGUGGAGCAAGCAGCAGCGAUAAGGGCCAAGAGUGGGAGAAUGUGCCACCGUAUCUUUACGCCAAACAUUGCGUGUAUCGUGUACACGAAACUAUCCACAUAAUUGACCCUUUGUGUCGUAUUGCUGUUGACUAUUUUUCUUUCUUUUGUUCUGCGACAUCUCUGCUUGGCUACGGGAGUGGUGAAUUGAAGGGGAGAGAGGGUUAAAACGAGGUUAGGGUGCACCAGGGAAGCCGUAAGUUAUUUUAAGUUAGAAACCUGCACGUGAUCAUAAUUGUAUUAUACGUACUACUGGAGGUGUACUUUCGAAAGUAUUGUUUUGUUGUAUUUAAACGAAACCAAUCGCACGCGUGCGACCAUCAUCCUAGCUCCUUCCCAACUUUGACCGAAGAUAAUGAAUUGCUUAGUACUACCAAAAAAAGAUGAAGUACACGGAACUACUGGAAAAAAGCGUCAAAGAUAAGAGACAGUUAUCCUGAUAAAUUUAUUUUCUAUUGAAAAAUAUAAACCUUCAUUAUAUUUUAACGUUUCAGUAGCAUUAUUUUUGUUUUCACGUUUUAAUUUAGUAUAACGCCACUCCUGGGACCAUCUCGAUUUAAAACGUGCGUGCCCGCCCCAAAUGUUCGCCUUCCUUCCUACAAAU
This is a messenger RNA of Anopheles nili, 6049 nucleotides long. It is a transcript of the gene C3G, whose product is annotated as guanine nucleotide-releasing factor 2. Gene Ontology annotation, cellular component: plasma membrane. Gene Ontology annotation, biological process: Ras protein signal transduction; positive regulation of GTPase activity. NCBI's taxonomy places the organism in Eukaryota, Metazoa, Arthropoda, Insecta, Diptera, Culicidae. Bases 1 to 5031 code for a protein of 1676 amino acids. Gene Ontology annotation, molecular function: guanyl-nucleotide exchange factor activity. The record is from RefSeq and is a predicted model, not a curated record. The transcript is spliced from 16 exons.